AUGAGAUUCUCAAGGUUUUUUGCAACCUUAUUGUCACACACACUUCUCAUAUUGUACAUUGUAAAAAAUAAUAAUAUUGACACGCUGUAUACGGAAGUUUGUGUUUCUGAAAAGCAAAAUCGCACAGGCCCAAUGAUGAUUUUCGCGCCAAAUGCAAAUCAAUGUUGUACUGGUUUAAAAAUACAAGUUAACAGUGAAAUUAAAUUUAUUACACAGAGAUAUAACGAGGUUAAAUAUGCUGAUGAUAUUGGAAUGAGAGCAAGAUCUAUAAAACUUGACAAAAUGCUAUACACAGAUCAGGAUAGAGUGAUGUUCUUCAAACUAUUUAAUUUUUUUAUAAGUACUUCUGAUGCUGAAAAAAAACCACUUUGGAAUACAUAUGUGUGCAACAUAUACUUUGGCUAA
Molecule: messenger RNA, 405 nt
Organism: Phycomyces blakesleeanus NRRL 1555(-)
Lineage: Eukaryota; Fungi; Mucoromycota; Mucoromycetes; Mucorales; Phycomycetaceae
Exons: 4
Coding region: 1-405 (134 amino acids)
Source: RefSeq, a predicted model, not a curated record